CUUCUCUUUGUGAAGUGGGAGGUAACUGGGUCGAUGAGAUAGAUGGGCUACGGGGCUAGCUAUGGGGAUCGAGGAGGGUGGUGAGUGGGGACAAAGCAAGCAAGCAUAACCACAGCCAUUUGCUCAUCCAGAGGCUAAUCCAUAAUCUCAUCCUCAUUUUUUUUUAUCCUGUCAUUUCCCGGUUUCCCCCCUUCACCCCUGCCUUUUUUUUUUUCUUUUUUGGAUGAUUCAUCCCUGCCUUGCUUGGAUUGUAAACCCGCAUUUCCCUCCCUCUCUCGCUGCAAAGCUAAAAAUCUCUAUACCACCACCACCACCACCCUGCAGCAGCCCAAAGCCAUUGUAAUUGCCACUUGCUCACGGCCAUCACAUGGCUUCGGCUACUAUCUCGGUAGCCAAUCCUUCCAUCCAGGUCCUCUUCUUCUAUUCUCUAUAUUGUUGCUUCACUUACUAUUACAUCUAGUAGUACUCUUAACUGGGUUUCUAAACUAAAGCUUCUUCCUGAAAUUUAUUUUAGUUUCCAAGUAUACCAAUGGAUGGGUGGUGACACUAUUAUAUCGUCCGUACUCCAGAUGAGUGGUUCUGAUCAGUGGUGAGUUUUGACAUUUAUAGGGGAAUAGUAAGGGAUUCUCGAUAUUCUCCGGCCUCCGCAACUCCUCUGCAACUCUGCCCUUCCCUAGAAAGACCACUGAUGACUUGUUUUCUGUCAUCGCCUUCCAGACCGCUGCGGUUGGUGGAAAUGGUAACAAGAGAGGAGUAAUGGUGGAGGCAAAGCUGAAGGUAGCAAUCAAUGGAUUCGGAAGGAUAGGGAGGAACUUCCUAAGGUGUUGGCACGGCAGGAAGGAUUCCCUUCUCGACGUUAUCGCCAUCAACGACACUGGCGGUGUGAAGCAAGCCUCCCACCUCCUCAAGUAUGACUCCACAUUAGGCAUAUUCGAAGCCGACGUCAAACCUGUCGGUGACGACGACAUCUCCGUCGAUGGCAAGAUCAUCAAGGUGGUGUCGGACCGUAACCCGGUGAACCUACCAUGGAAGGAUCUUGGGAUCGAUCUGGUGAUCGAAGGGACCGGGUGUUCGUGGACAGGGACGGUGAACGCCGACGCCUACAACCCGAACGAGCCCAUCAUCAGCAACGCAUCCUGCACCACCAACUGCCUUGCACCUUUCGUCAAGGUGCUGGACCAGAAGUUCGGCAUCAUUAAGGGCACCAUGACCACCACCCACUCCUACACGGGAGACCAGAGGCUCCUCGACGCCAGCCACCGUGACUUGCUCCGUGCCCGUGCAGCCGCCCUCAACAUCGUGCCCACCUCCACUGGGGCUGCCAAGGCCGUCGCCCUGGUUCUCCCUACCCUCAAGGGCAAGCUCAACGGAAUCGCGCUGCGUGUGCCCACCCCGAAGGUGUCAGUGGUGGACCUGGUGGUACAGGUCUCCAAGAAAACCUUCGCGGAAGAGGUGAACGCGGGCUUCAGGGACAGUGCCGAGAAGGAGUUGAAGGGCAUCCUCUCCGUGUGCGACGAGCCCCUGAUGUCGGUUGACUUCAGGUGCUCGGAUGUGUCCUCCACUGUGGACUUUUCACUCACCAUGGUCAUGGGCGACGACAUGGUGAAGGUCAUCGCUUGGUACGAUAAUGAAUGGGGUUACUCCCAGAGGGUCAUCGAUUUGGCCGACAUUGUCGCCAACAACUGGAAGUAAGUGCUAGUGACUACUCACUUACAGUUACAGCACAAGUGUCUUUCUUUCUGAACGAACCUCCCCACGGAUGAGGAUACGGAGUCCAUGAGUCCUCUCUCCUCUCUCCUCUCUCCUCCUCCUCCUCCUCCUCAAGUACUCCUCACUCAUCCAUUUUCCGUCUCCCUCGCUUCUCUCCCCAGCUCAAUCUAAAGUCUAAACAAAGAACAGAUCAUGAUAGUAAAUGCUUCGGUACUUUUCCUUGUCCUUCCCCAUAAAAUUCCCUUUUGAAAGGAAAAAAUGGAGACACUGAGUCUGAUGCUCUACCUUUCUCCUUUCGUUUUUUUAUUUUUUAUUCUUAAUUUAGAGCAAGAUUUUUUUUUUCCCAGCAUUAUACUGAAAAUAUUAAGGCAAUUUCUUCACUUCUCUACUUUUCUGUCUCAUCUCCGAUUCCAACGCCCCACCCCCAUCCCUCCUUUCUCGUUUUAGAUCAUUAUUAUUUUGUAAUCUCAUUUAAUUUUUUUUAAAGAUCUUUCUUCACUUCACCAAAAAGGAUAAA
Molecule: messenger RNA, 2227 nt
Organism: Macadamia integrifolia
Lineage: Eukaryota; Viridiplantae; Streptophyta; Magnoliopsida; Proteales; Proteaceae
Product: glyceraldehyde-3-phosphate dehydrogenase GAPA1, chloroplastic-like
Exons: 2
Coding region: 757-1692 (311 amino acids)
Biological process (GO): glucose metabolic process
Cellular component (GO): chloroplast; apoplast
Molecular function (GO): NAD binding; glyceraldehyde-3-phosphate dehydrogenase (NAD+) (phosphorylating) activity
Source: RefSeq, a predicted model, not a curated record